Messenger RNA from Gossypium raimondii (Peruvian cotton), 4383 nucleotides. RefSeq names its product pentatricopeptide repeat-containing protein At2g38420, mitochondrial. The transcript is spliced from 2 exons. Lineage: Eukaryota; Viridiplantae; Streptophyta; Magnoliopsida; Malvales; Malvaceae. The coding region runs from base 1649 to 3091 and encodes 480 amino acids. The record is from RefSeq and is a predicted model, not a curated record. Gene Ontology annotation, molecular function: protein binding.
UCUAUCAUGAUAUGAAUUGUAUGAAUGAGUAAUUUUGAUUCUGAGAGAACUACUGUUGGUCUGUCCAAUCUAAGCAAAUUUACGUGCAUCAUUAUUAUAAUGUUUGCUGAUGGGAUCCGCAUCAUGUUCAUAUCUUAGACUAUCCUUUUUCAAUUUCUCACUCUCAAAGGAAUAAACUUGUUUUAAACAGUCUGCAGUAUAACUUUAGUGUUACAUAUUUUCAGAUGGCAACAUGCAGUUAAUGAGGGAUGAUGUUUAAAAACUAAAAACAUUUCCCUUCUUCCCCCAACCCACACAAGCCUUGUGCAACUUUGGACAAGAAGACCUUCACGAGCCUUCUACUUGUGCUAUGGCAAUUUUGGAAUGUGUGGAACAUGGAGCUGGUCCAAGGUACCCCAAGAUGCUCUGAUUUGGGCAAGGACUCUCCAAAAAUUAACCUCACUCAUGGACCUAUGCUGCCCAUUAGGCCAAGGACUGCCAAGUGGAAGCACCUAGAGAUACGAAACUGAAGGUCAAUAUGGAUGCAUGACGGAUGGCAGAUGAGCGGAAGGCUGCUUAUGGUGUCGUCGUUGGAGGCAUGGAAAAGGACCGUGUUGAUCAAAUGUAGAGGUUCCUCCAUGCUAAAAGCAAGGACUUGACACCAUUGAGCUUGGUACCCAUAUGGAUGAUGAUGAUGAGGGUGGAAUUGUGGGGCUCCCUUCUCUCAUCAUCCGAAAGAGUAGAUGCCAGGAUAGGGUUAGUUUGAAGGAGACAACCCAUACCGUUGUAAACUCACACUUCUGUUUCCAAUGUGCCCAUAUCGCUCUCUUUCGUGUCUUGUGUUGCCUUAGAUGUUUUCACGUACGCAACCCUCCUCCAUUUAGCUAGGUGUUCUGGAUAUUUUAUGAGCUACGAGCAUGGCUCUUACUUUAAGAUUUGGUGUUUCUUUUUUAGCUUCUUGGCUUGUAUCCUUCAUCAUUAUUGAAUGAAAUCCGUCUUUUUAAGUGAGAAAUGGGUUUUUUUUCCUGAUUAAAAAUUACAUUAUAUAAAAUUGACUUCAAGUAAUGCAAAAAAAGAAUGCAUUUCUAAUUGGACAGCAAAUAGACUUGUCAAUGGCUUUGCAGAAUGCUGAGGGGUAAGUUUUUCUUAACUCUGAUAUUGAAUUUUUGCAUGGAACACAUUUAUCCAGUGAGGUGGAGGUAUUGAGAAGUAUUCGUUUAAUAGAAAUCACAAUGUGAAUGCUCAACUUUGUAGCGAUUGGUGUAUACUGAGGCUAGGUGAUGAAGCUGUAUUGCUUUCACACUAUGUGGUGUCGGAUAGGAAUAGGAUGCCAUUGUUUUGAUCGUAGCAGUUUUAACUGCUUCUUGGAUAAUAAAAUUAUAUCUUAUCCAAAAAAAAAUUGGACAAUACAAUAUUGGGCCAGUACCAUGAAUGCGUUUCUGAAUAAUGAAUUUCGGUGCCGAAGCCUCAAAUCCACAAAGAAAGGGAAAGAAAAGCCCAGAAGAAAAGGAGCUUUUGGUUUUGCUGGCUAUUUCUUUGAUUCGAAAACAGCGGCACCCUCUGUCGGCUUCAUUGUUUUUCCCGCAACUCUACGAUGCAUCCUAAUCCGUAAAUUCAGUUAUCUACUCCCCAAAAUGAGUUGAAGAAUACUUCUAUUGUGGGAGUGGAGAUGGCGAGGAGAUCUCCCAACUUUUUCCUAAGGAAGCACCGAAAAUGGCCGCUUAUUUCCUCUCACAAAACUAAAUGGCGCCAAGCUUUCACCCAAAAUCAACCCAUGGUAUCCUUCAAACAACUCGUUGCCCGGCAUAACCCUCUUCAACCUGACUUUGUCCCCUCUCUCUUACAGUCUCUUAGCCUCUACAACCUUCACCAAUCCCCUCAAGCCUAUCAUUUUCUCAUCAAAACCUUGCUCCAUAAUAGACAAUUCCACCACAUUCCUUCCCUGCUCCAUCACCUCCAACUCCAACACUUUCAAACACCCGAGUACAUUUUUACCCACCUCGUCAAAUUCUAUGGCAACGCUAAUAGAAUCCAGGACGCGGUUGAUAUUUUCUACCGAAUACCCCAAUUCAGGUGCUUCCCUUCAGCUUAUUCUCUCAAUGCUUUACUCGCACUUCUUUGUAGAAGUCAACGUGGCCUUAAGCUACUCCCUCAGGUUCUCUUAAACAGUCUGCAAAUGAACAUAAGGCUCGAAGAAUCUACUUUCCGUCUACUAGUUUGCACUCUUUGUAGAAUGAACAAGGUUGCUUAUGCUAUAGAGAUUCUACAACGUAUGUUAGACGAUGGACUUGGUGUCAAUGAUAAAGUUUUCUCUUUUGUGCUGUCAUCAGUUUGUGCUGAGGGUGAUUUGGAUGGUGAAGACGUUAUUGGUUUUUGGAGGGGAUUGCGAAAGCUUGGGUUUUCUCCCGCCAUGGGUGACUAUGAUGGCGUGGUUAGGUUUUUGGUGAAAAAAGGGAGAGGCUUGGAUGCUUGGGAUGUUCUAAAUCAAAUGAAAUCCGAUGGAAUAAAGCCCGGAAUUAUAUCUUACACUAUGGUCUUAAAUGGGGUAACUGCUGAAGGAGAUUACAUAUUGGCAGAUGAGCUGUUUGAUGAAUUGCUUAUGUUGGGUUUGGUUCCGAAUGUUUAUACUUAUAAAGCCUAUAUAGACGCUUUAUGCAAGCAAAAUAAAGUUGAAGAGGGUAUCAAGAUGGUAGCCUGUAUGGAGGAGUUAGGGUGCAAACCUAAUGUUCUCAUUUAUAAUACGUUAUUGAGGACAAUUUCUAAGGCUGGUGAGAUAAGUAGAGCUAGGGAGCUUGUUAAAGAGAUGAAAUAUAAGGGCAUUGAAAUGAAUUGGGUUUCAUAUACGAUAAUAAUUGAUGGUUUGGUAAGUAAUGGUGAAAUUCUUGAAGCAUGUGCCUUGGUGGAGGAAGUGUUGCACAAGUGUAUUUUCAUCAAGAGUUUGACAUUUGAUGAGGUAAUCUGUGGCCUAUGCCAAAGAGGAUUAGUCUGCAAGGCACUGGAAUUGCUUGGGAAAAUGGUUGAAAGGAGUAUUUCUCCCGGGGCUAGGGUUUGGGAAGCACUUCUUCUUAGCUCUGAAUCCAGACCCAAAUUUCAUUUGGUAAAUCCACUUUGAAUAAUGCUGCAAGUUAGAGAGGUCUAUCAACCUUGUGUUUUCGGAAUCAAAGACCAUUUCUUAGACCUUUCACUUUUGUUCCUUAAAGAAGGGUGAGAGUGAGAAAGACUUGCAGUAGACGCAAAGAGAGACGAGCAAAACAAAAUUCUUAGUGGUUCAUAGUUGGUUCUGGUACAGAUGUAUCUUUUGACUUUAGAACAAAGAAACAGAGAAGUAAACAAAAGAUUAAGUGGAAGAAAAUGGCCCUCUCCCAGACUACUAGUAGUAAGUUCCAUUUCCUUACCAGUAGCUGGGGAUUGUAGAACCCUUACCUCAUUGAAAAAAGUAAUGUUCCUGUCCAGGAAGAGCAUACAGCAGACAACAAGUGGAGUAUAAAUGAACCUCAGGUUUGGACUAAGGAGUUUAGCUUUGCUAAUUUCUUUUUUCCUUUCAGGAUUAAUUCUUCAAGUCUGAACAUCUUAUGUAAUGUAUUUUUUUGCAAUUGCUUAUCUUGGUUUGUUAUCUGAAACCAAACAUGUAUUAGAUGGAAUAUGGCAGCUGUAAAGUAAACACCUGGGUUGAUAUGUGGCCAUUCUCUUUUGACAAGUGAUUAUAAUUUUUACAUUUUGUCUGGUUGAGUUAGAAAAAAUACCAUCUAAUCGUGAAAAUGAAAAGAUGGGAGUGGGUCGGAGAAAACAAGAUUCUGGUGAGUUGUGCACCAAACCAAAUCUGAUGAAGGGGUAUUAAGAGAGCAGCAGCAGUAAUAUUGUAUCCAUUCAUAACUUUCAAUAUUCUGAUUCGCCACCAUUUGGGUGAUAAAAUUGGUUUCGAAUGGAAAUGCAGUAGAAUUAUCAGAAGUCCUGGUAGAGUUACCUUCGGAAUGGUUCCAAUGCCUGAGGAUGGGAUCUGCCUCUUCAUUUGUGGUAGCUGCUGCAACAAUAGCAGAAGUAUAUUCCAUUGUCAGUCCUGCGAAGGAGUAUGAAAGUAACUCAUAAAUCGACAUUGAAUCAGAGGAUCCUAUAUACUUAAUGAUAGAGCUAAUUAUUCCAGCCAACAAAGUAAACCAUUAGAGAAAAUAUUUUCUUUUGUAAAAAGAUCUGAACAGAGGAAAUUUUAGUAUGCACCUGUUUAGAGAUGGCUUUUGUAUGCCUUUUUGGACGACAUUAGUGUCGCUUAUCUGUUUGUUCGAGUUUCUUUUGUGUUUUUGCUUGCAACACCUAUAGGCUUUGCUUCGGGAACAUUUAUAUUCAUAUUAAAUCGUCUUUUAAAGUCAAUAAAUGUAUCCAAUGCACUCGUGCUCGUUCCCAACCCUC